AUGGCCGAAGUUGAUUUAAAAGCUGCUGAUAAUGUCCAGUGUACUGAUGUCCUUGAGGACAAAGUGAAGGAAAUAGCAAGUUAUCUCAAUCAGUGCCUCCGAUCUGACCAAGCAAGUACUUUAUCUAGACGUUUUUUAACGAAAGCGAAAUUAAGUAGACAAGGUGUUGAAAAACCAGGUGGAACAAUAAGAAAAGAUGACACAAAACCGAUGUCAAAAAUAGUAAAAACGUAUCAGAACAAAAGGACCAAAAACAGGCAUGCUGAAUUGGUAUAUAACAUUACUCAAUAUAAUGUAACAGAUGCAAGUAACCAAAUAAAUGAUAAUACAUUUGAGAAAACAGAAUCAAACGAGCUUAUUACGAAAGUUGACAACAUUUUACCUGAUUCACCAUUCGAACAAAUAAAUGGAGCAAAAAGCAAGAAACGAAGAAGGUCUUCGCAAGAGAAAUUAAAUAACGAAGAAAACAACGUUGCUGUUUCAAACUCUAAAAAAAGUAGUUAUUCUUUGAAAUGUGGGAUUUGUACCAAAGAAUUAUCUGAAGUGGACUGGGAGAACCAUGCCUCUGAGGAGCAUUGUUAUAUAGCUUGGAAAGAGGGUCACAAGAUAGAUUUUACGGAUGACAAUCUUGCAAAAAAACUUUUGAAGAAAUUGAAGGAAAGUGGAAGAUUGAAAUGUACGUUUUGUAAUUUGGAAAUUAAGUCCGUUAAAAAGUUUAUAAAUCAUGCACAUGAGUGUAUUAAGAUCGUCUAUAAUUGUGACAGUGAUAUUAGCAUUAACAAUCAGACAAGUAAUAGUGAAGCUGUCCAAUCUAAUUUAGAGUUUCUACACCAUGAUGAAAUAGUAAGAUGUGGAGUUUGCAACGGAGAAGUUCUUACGUCUUUAUGGAUGGACCAUAUAGCCAAGGAGCACAAUUAUCAAGCAUGGAAAUCUAACGAUCGGCCAUUGGACUUGACCGAUAGAGAUAAUAUAAGACAACAUUUGCAUAACAUAACAAAACAAAUUGGAGGCUUGGUGUGCGCUAGAUGCGGAUUGGUUCGUAAAUAUGCCAAGGCGUUUAUGCAGCAUGUUGAAAGCUGCGAAGGAACUGCAGAUGUUGGUUCCAAUGUCAGCGAUCAUGCGAAUGAAACGUUAGAAAAUGUAAAUGGAAUUUCGGAUGCCAGUGCUGACGAUAAUAACUUCAUCUAUACAGGUGUUGUGAAAUGUGGGGUAUGUCUAAAGGAUGUAGAUGGGGACCAGUGGUUGGAUCAUAUACAUAAAGAACACAACUAUUUAGCAAGAGUUGAAGGCAAAACACCUUUAGAUCUAAAUAAUGAGGAGGAAGUCGAAAGACAUUUACUUCGGAUACGGUCGAAAAUCGGUCAUUUAGCAUGCGCUAAGUGUGGACUAAAGCGUAAAUAUUUAAAAACCUAUCUGCAGCACGUCCAAAGCUGUCCCGGUGCUUUGGCCGAAGGUUCUAAUGUCAGCGAUCAAGUUAAUGAAACAUGUACUUCCGAAAAUAUAAACGAAACGUUGGAUACCAGCGGUGGUGCCGACGAUGGCGAGUUAAUAUAUACUGGUGUUGUGAAAUGUGGGGUAUGUCUAAAGGAUGUAGAUGGGGACCAGUGGUUGGAUCAUAUACAUAAAGAGCACAAUUAUUUAGCAAGAGUUGAAGGACUACCAUCCCUAGACCCAAACAACGAUGAGGCAAUUGAAAAACAUUUGCGUCAAAUAAGAUCGGUUUUAGGUUACUUGGCUUGCGCUAAGUGUGGACUAAAACGUAAAUUUAUAAAAAGUUUUUUGCAACACGUUCAAAGCUGUCGUGAAAAUUCCGAGACGACGAAUUCAACAAAUGACAGUGAUUUGGAUGGACAUGGACGAGCAGAAAACAAUUUAAACACCACAAAUUUGGACGUAUCGAAUCUCCCGGCCACUGUGAAAUGCGGUGUUUGUGAUUUAGAGAUGGAGGGGAGUAAGUGGAUAAGCCAUAUACAUAAAGAGCAUAAAUAUAUAGCAUGGAUACAUGGAAGUGUUCCUUUGGACGUGUUAGAUGAAGAGCAAGUGUGGAAUCAUCUUAACAAUCUUUCAAAACAAAUCGGCGGACUGGUGUGCGCCGAAUGCGGGCUGAGUCGUAAAUACGUUAAAGCCUAUUUGCAACAUGUCAAAAGUUGCGAUGGUAGCACGGAGGAGUCGAACGUUUCACUGAACUGUCACGACUCUUUAGAUGAGACGAAUUUAGAGGAAUCCGUCGUGAACUAUGUGGGCACCGUUAAGUGUGGCGUUUGCGGCCAGGAGAUGGACGGUGGAGAUUGGGUGGACCACAUACAAAAGGCGCAUAAGUACGUCGCAUGGGUAGAAGGGAAGAAGCCUUUAGACCUGUUUUGCUCUAAAUGUGGACGAAACCGUAAAUACGUAAAGGCGUAUUUACAACACGUGAAGGAUUGCGAUGGAUUGACCGACCAAACUAAUGAAUCGAUCGCAUGCGAGAACACUUCUAUUAUCGAAGAAGAAAGCGAGUUUAUUUACGAGGGAGUCGUGAAAUGCGGCGUUUGUGGAGAGGAGGUGGCCGGGGAGGAAUGGAUAGAUCACAUACACAAACAACACAAUUACAUAGCGCGGGUAGCUGAUAGGCCACCAGUAAACGUAAAGGACGAAAGGGAAGUCCGAAUGCAUCUAGCUAGCUUGAAAAAAUACGUCGACGCAUUGGUGUGCACAAAUUGUGGGCUUGCGUAUAGAUUUGUUAAAUCGUACAUAAGGCAUGUAAAGACUUGUGAUGGAGGCGUGGCAUCAGAAUCGGAGGGGGCAUUCAACGAUACGUGCAACUCAGACAGAGGUGGCGAAUGUAUUUCAGAAUGCAGUACUUUUAAUUAUACCGGUAUCGUGAAGUGUGCAGUCUGUGAAAAGCAGGUGGACGGAGCGGAUUGGCUGAAACACGCACAAAAGGCACAUGACUACUUGGCCUGGGUCGAAGGAAAACCGCCAUUAGACGUGAAUGACGAAGAAAUAGUGCGACAGCAUUUAUAUAAAAUAACAAAGCAAAUCGGUGGCUUGGUAUGUUCCAAAUGUGGUAUAAGCCGAAAAUAUGUCAAGCCUUAUUUGCAGCAUAUAAAAAGUUGCGAUGGGAAUACGGUAUCCGAAGAAUUACUCCAAUCUGACGCAUACGAUGGACUGGAAGAUGAGACUCCAACCGUCUACACGGGCACCGUGAAGUGUGGAGUAUGUCGAAACGAAGUGGAAGGCGAACAGUGGAUACAACACAUACAAAAAAAACAUAAUUAUUUGGCGCGCAUUGAAGGGAAACCGCCAUUAAACUUAAAAGACUUUAAAGAAGUUUAUAGGCAUUUGUAUGCCAUUGCAAAACAAGUCGGCGCGUUGAUUUGUGAUGGAUGCGGUUUAGGGCGCUCUUACGUCAAAUCUUUUUUACGUCAUCUACAAAAUUGCGACCUUAACAAAGCGAUCCCGAGUAUUCAUCCAGAGCUAUAUGAAAAAUUGGGCGACUCGUUGACGAUUGAGAACGUUAAUGAUGCUGCGGAGGUUGCGGGUUUGUAUGAGAGCGAAUUCGUUCACAUUGGCAUCGUGGAAUGUGGGGUGUGCAAUAAACAAGUCGACGGCGGAGAGUGGUUCGAUCACAUACAUAAGGAACACAAUUAUUUAGCACGGAUUAAAGGGAGGGAGCCCCUCGACUUGGAAACUAAAAUGGACGAGGUGCAGAUGUUUCUAUACACCAUAUUGAAGACUCAUAAUGGCUUAGUGUGCAAAACCUGUGGUGUUAGACGUAAAUACGUGAAGUUAUUUUUGCAGCACAUAGAAAAGUGCAUUCCCAUCAAUGUUGGCACCCUCGAUGACGAAAACUUAUUGCAGUGUGCUGUUUGCUCGGAGAAGGUUCCUCAAAAAGAGUGGCGGUCGCAUGCCAUGAAAAAUCAUUACAAUAUUGCAUGGGCUAUUGGUAUGGAACCGAUAGACUUAAAAAAUCCGUACGCAGUGGAGAAGUAUCUCAAGGAAUACAAACAGGCCACGAAAAGUUUAAUUUGCAAAAAUUGCAAGAUGAGCCGCGUCUCUUGCGCCGGAUUCUAUGCUCAUAUAAUUACGUGCGGCAAGUCAGAUGAGGAGACGGAAUAUUUUAAGUCCUUUUGCACCAUUUGCAAUUGUAAAUAUCUAUGUAUUUACAAGAAUCAACAUUUGGCCAUGCAUAGGGAGCAAGAAUAUGUGAAAGAAAGAAAAUUGAAGGUGGCUGAAGUGAUUUUAAGUAAACAUGAAGAGGAGAAUACGCAGGGUCGGAGGAAGGCUGCAGAAAAAGCCAAAACUGUCAUAGAAAACUAUAAAAACAAGAUGAACCAAUGCAAACACAAAUGCUCGUCGUGCGGCUUCGGGUGCGACACGCAGAGCGAGCUGGACAAGCACGCGUGCGGCUCGUACAGCGAGCGGCUCAGCGACUCGGAGGGGUCGGUCGCUUACGACGCGCAGUCGGACGAGUCGGAGAGCGAGCUCGACUCCGACGAGGAGGAGGAGGAGGAGCGGCCCGACCGCAGGAGGAAACGCCACUCGGAGCCGGCAUUGCAGAUCCCACGGCUUCCCUUCAAAGUAAAUAGUGCUAGGGCCUACGUCGCGCAAGCAGCUUUAGACUUCUUUAACACUCAUUACACUUCGGAUGUGCUAUUUCCCAACUGGAGAACAAGUCAAUAUCAAGAGGUGCCACCAGAAGAUUUGCCAAAUUAUCUGCCACCACUGGACCAGUCUUGCAAAGUGAAAAUCGCUAACGAUGAAUGGAUCACUUAUAAUCGGUUUGAGGCGAAAACGAUUACAGUGUGCAGCGCGUUCGUGGGCGGGUGCGUGCGGUGCGUGCGCUGGGCGCCGGCGCUCGGCGACGACUGCGUCAACUACCUGUGCGUGUGCGCGCACGGGGCGGCGGACGCGCCGCGGCUGCCCGCCGACCACACCUUCGCGCACGCCGCGCUGCUGCAGCUCUGGGACUUCGGCGACUUCGCCGGGAUUCCCAAGUUUGCGCUUGGGAUAGCGCACGACUUUGGCACUGUAUGGUCGAUGGAUUGGUGUCCGUCCGGCGUGAGGGACUGCCAGCCCGCGGGGGGCGGUGACACCGAAGCGAGGCUGGGCCUAUUGGCCAUUGCCUGUUCGAAUGGUGCUGCGUACGUUCUUGUGGUGCCUUAUCCGAAAACAGGCGAAUCGCAGGAAGCGCAAUUCAUAAAGAUAAAACCAGUGAUAGAACUUCGGUUAUGUAGCGGCGAUGAAAGGAAGCAAUACCAAGCUACCGCUAUUUCCUGGUCACAGCAAAAAGGUCAUGCAAUUAUAUUCGUCGGUUACGCGGAUGGCUCAACGGCUUUUUACGACUUAAAUUGCGAUUCGCCUCUGUUGAAAUCGGUGGAGGACGGUGUUACGAUCCUGCAUCCUUUCGAAGACGAGCGACCACACAACGGUUGCGUUUUGGACGUGGGCCUGUUCGCGUCGGACGCGGGCGCGGGCGGCGGCGCGUGGGGCGCCUCGUGCAGCGCGUCGUGCACGGGCGCGCACGCGGCCCUGCGCGCGCCCGCCCCGCGCCUCCACACGCAGCUGGCCACCGUGCGCGCGCCCUUCACGCCCCACUGGCCCUCCAUCCUCGUCACCGCCGACGACGCUAUCGUGACCCACUCGAUGAACGAGCUGGAGUGGCAGGGCGGCGGGCGGCGUCUCGGGGCUCAACGUGCGCUGGCCACGUGCGCCCGCUGCGGCCUGGGCGUGGUUUAUUCGCCCCCGGUGUUGCGCGUCACGCGCACCCACCCAGCGUACAGGGAUCCGCGUCGCGACAUGGUGGGCUACUUGCGCAUGUUGCCGUUAAGUAAAAAGAAGAGGAAACACGUUAAUGACGAGUUGUCUAUGAAAGUGGAGCCGUUGACUUACGAUGAAGCCAUUAAGGAAUAUGGAAUCGAGUUUAAACUCAAGACUCACAUGGAAAGGGCGGACAAGCGGGGCCUGCACGGCGAGACGACGCAGAACUUCCCCGAGCGCUUCCCGUUGGCGGACGUGACCGCGAUGGCGUUCUGCACGUCGCCCACGCGCCACGGAAAGCUGGCGGUCGCCUCGCAGGCCGGCCUCCUCUUCAUCGUCAACAUA
This is a messenger RNA of Iphiclides podalirius (scarce swallowtail), 6084 nucleotides long. Lineage: Eukaryota; Metazoa; Arthropoda; Insecta; Lepidoptera; Papilionidae. The record is from the annotation of a GenBank genome assembly.